This is a messenger RNA of Debaryomyces fabryi, 489 nucleotides long. RefSeq lists its product as uncharacterized. The coding region runs from base 1 to 489 and encodes 162 amino acids. The transcript has a single exon. Lineage: Eukaryota; Fungi; Ascomycota; Pichiomycetes; Serinales; Debaryomycetaceae. The record is from RefSeq and is a predicted model, not a curated record.
AUGAUUGGUAAUUCUAAUCUUUCUCAAUUUGAAGAUGUUAACCAAUCAGCAUCCCAGUCGAAACAGGAUUCGAAGGAAAAUAUAACAUCCAACGCAAAACAAAACUAUAUCAAAUCUUCGUCACACCUUCAAAUCACCGACUUGAACAACAAAAACCCAUUAAUUAAAUUAUCCAAUAGUAAUGUCAGUACUGAUAACGAUUCCAUUAAUAACAUAUCAGUAAUAGACGGUAAUAUCUAUCAAACGAACUGGUCAAAAUUAGUGGGGACCGAAUUGGUUUUUGAUGACUAUGGUGAAUUAAUUGGAAGUGUAAGAGAACAUUUAAAAUGCGAUGAAAACAUAAAGAUUACGUCCAAGAAUGAAAAAGAAAAGAAAGAUACGGAUAUGGCUGAUGAUGACGGCGACGUCAAGGUUAAAGAUGAACAAACUUCUUUCUUGUUAAAAGCUAUUAAAGCUGCAAAGAAAAAAGAAACCGAAGUAGAAGUGUAA